This is a messenger RNA of Ostreobium quekettii, 474 nucleotides long. The record is from the annotation of a GenBank genome assembly. NCBI's taxonomy places the organism in Eukaryota, Viridiplantae, Chlorophyta, Ulvophyceae, Bryopsidales, Ostreobiaceae.
AUGUUCUUUUGCCUGGGCAACAUCUGUCGCUCACCGCUCGCUGAGGGGCUCUUCAAACACGAGGUCGCGCGCCGCGGCCUCGAUGAGGACUUCCACAUCGAGUCGAGCGGGACGAGCAGCUACCACGUCGGCGAGCUGCCCGAUCCAGGGAGCCGCGAGGUCGCCAAAAGGCGCGGUGGGAUCGACAUCAGCGACCAGCGCUCCCAGCAACUGACCGCCACACACCUCGAAUCAUUCGAUUAUCUGGUGGCGAUGAGUCACUCCAACAUCGCCAACGCGCAGCGAUUGCGCGGCGCGGACAAGAUCGACUUCUUGCUCCUGCGCGACUUCGAGCCGGACGCGACGCACCAUGGCGAGGAUGUGCCAGACCCGUGGGGUCACGGUCGAUCGGCGUUCGAUGAGGUGUAUGACAUCGUCGAGCGAAGCUGCGCGAACCUGCUCGAUCAUAUCCUCGAGCAGGAAGGUCGCGCCUGA